This is a messenger RNA of Limulus polyphemus (Atlantic horseshoe crab), 1006 nucleotides long. Its product is annotated as WASH complex subunit 5-like. Gene Ontology annotation, biological process: regulation of actin nucleation; endosome organization; actin filament polymerization. The transcript is spliced from 4 exons. Gene Ontology annotation, cellular component: endosome; WASH complex. The record is from RefSeq and is a predicted model, not a curated record. Bases 71 to 538 code for a protein of 155 amino acids. NCBI's taxonomy places the organism in Eukaryota, Metazoa, Arthropoda, Merostomata, Xiphosura, Limulidae.
UAUUUUUUAUUAAUAUGCAGUGGAAACUUCAUGAUUACAUUAAAGGUUUUUUGGUGAAAACGUGGUCAAAAUGGUAGAUUUCUUAGCUGAUAACAAUGCCUGUGGACAAAACCUGCUACGACUGGUGUCCAGGGGUAAUGCAGUAAUUGCUGAACUUCUUCGACUAGCCGAUGUGGUUCCAGCUGUCUUCAGAUUGGAGAAUAAAUCAGACCAACUUAAGUAUGGAGAUGUCCUUUGUGAUUUUAGCUAUUUCCAGAUGGCAGACACGUAUGAUAAUAAAAUUGAAAGUAGUCCUCAAUUACAAGAUCGAGAUGAAGAAUUCAGAGAAAACUACAUUGAGAUAUUGACAAGAUUUUAUUUAGCAUUUGAGAGUGUCCACAAAUACAUGCUUGAUUUGAACAGGUAUCUCGAAGAACUAGAUGAAGGAGUGUAUAUACAACAGACUAUUGAAUCUGUUCUUCUAAUUGAAGAUGGGAAACAAUUGCUGAUGUACCUAGACUCCAAGCCACUCAACCUUUGCCUCCACAUGAUCUUCUAGCCUAAGCACCUGGAUUUCUAGAGUUCUAACUUCCUUUCAUUGUUCUGUUGUUUCUUCUCUUCUGAACUCUUUCUUGGACGUGACAUAUAAUAUUUCACUUACUUCUUGGCAAUUAUGUCUUAAACUUAAUAAACAACCUGCCAACGUAUUGAUUUACUAGCAUUUGUUUUGUAGUUAUAAAAGAACUGUGUGUUUACUUUCUAAUGAUUCAGCCUGUGAAUCUUGCUUUUAAUUACGCAUAUGUUACUAAAGUUCUUUGUUGCAUUAUUUGGUCAUCUAAUACAUACUGUAUAUUUAUAUCAUGUCCAGUUAAAUAUAUUCACUACUAGCUGAGUUUUUUAUAACAAAAUGAAACUGAAAACAUUUGCUAUGUAAGCAGCUGUUUCUGGAACUUAUUUGCUGAAAAUAUUGUAAAACAAGCUUGUUUUUUUCAUUAAAAUAACAUAGGAUUAUAUUACUGUCUGUAAA